Molecule: messenger RNA, 2949 nt
Organism: Coregonus clupeaformis (lake whitefish)
Lineage: Eukaryota; Metazoa; Chordata; Actinopteri; Salmoniformes; Salmonidae
Product: nuclear factor of activated T-cells, cytoplasmic 2
Exons: 10
Coding region: 197-2941 (914 amino acids)
Biological process (GO): regulation of transcription by RNA polymerase II; calcineurin-NFAT signaling cascade; cytokine production
Cellular component (GO): transcription regulator complex
Molecular function (GO): RNA polymerase II cis-regulatory region sequence-specific DNA binding; DNA-binding transcription factor activity, RNA polymerase II-specific; transcription factor binding
Source: RefSeq, a predicted model, not a curated record
AAUAUCGACAGUCAGAUUUAUUUUUAUGUGGCUGUCAUAUUUCAUUUGAACCAUUAGACUUCCGUUGUUGCAAUUGGCUAAAGUUAAGACAGAAGCGUCGGGAAAUGACUAUAGUAUAGCCUAACAUCAGUUGAAUGUAACUGUUGCUGUUCUUUUGUCUUUAUUUUCAUUUUGAUACAUAAUUUACGUGCUUAAGAUGACUUCCAUCUACGAAGACAAUGACACACAUUCUUUGGAGCUUGUGGAAGGUAUUGGUCAAGAUAACAGUCAAGAGGAGUUAGACUUCUCUUACCUGUUUUUGUAUAACCCAUCUGACGACUUUCGCAGGAAUGAAGCAGGCAACUCAGUGGUUCCCCCUCACGACGAUCACAACCCCUCAUCUAUGGUGCCCUACCCUUGUGACGAAAUCCCCGGUAGCGCCCCUACAACCUCCAGCCAGUCCUCUUACCACCAUGGGCCUGUCCCUGACAGCCUGUCUGGGCCUGGGUUUAACUCGUUGGAUCUCCCUUCCAGGCCAGUGGGUGCUCCCUCCCCUAGCCCCAGGAUUGAGAUCACCCCAUCAGGGGACCCUCACCAGACUCAUCCCCUGGACGCCAGCUCCAGAACCAUGGCCCUAACCGUGCCUGGCUAUGAGAACACGGCCUACCGAGAGCCCCAGAGCCCUGCCAGCAGCAACUCCUCCACGGGCUGGCUGUCUGAGGCCUACUCGCCCUGGGUCUCGCCUUGUGUAUCUCCCAGUGGUGGUGGGGGCGCGGUUGGCUUGACCGCCUUGGACCUCCUCCCGGGCCUCCAGGGCAUCCACACGUCCUCGGCCCACUCCUCCCCUGGGACCUCCCCGCGCACCAGCAUCACAGAGGAGACUUUCCUGGUUCCGCAGAGUCAGCGGUCUUCCUCGCCCCACUCGCAGAGUCAGCGGUCUUCCUCGCCCCACUCCCACGACUACCCCCGCUCUCGCUCCGCCUCUCCUCAGGGCAAACGCACCUACGACCAGUACAGCGGCCCCAAUCUGGGGACCACCAGCCAGCAGCAGCAGCGCUCCCGGAGCCCAAGCCCCAGCCCCUCGCCCCACCACCCCCAAGAACGAUACCUGGCCCAGGCUGACCCCCAGGCCAAUGCCCCUCAGCAGGUGCCCAGCCUUGAAGAGGUGUUGAGCAGCCUCAACUCCAGCCUGCCCAGGGCGGUCCCCUCAAAGAUGGUGCGGCCCAGUGUUGAGUGUUAUACGUACGGAGAGAGCCAGGGGGAGCAUGGACGGAGAGGCAGAGCUGGGGCUGAGACCUUCUACAUCCCUACAUCUGUCUGGCCGGCUCCACUAGCCCAUGGAGCCUUCAGUGGCAUCCCUGUGCCAUCUCUGCCCCCUCUGGAGUGGCACUUGCCCAGUCACUCCGACCAGUAUGAGCUCUGUCUGGAGCAGCAGCCGAAACAGCACCACCGGGCCCACUACGAGACAGAGGGCAGCAGGGGGGCAGUCAAAGCACCUGUUGGAGGACACACUGUGGUUCAGCUUCAUGGGUACAGAGGCAAAGCUCCACUGGGUCUGCUGGUGUUCAUCGGAACGGCUGACGAGAGGAUCCUCAAACCCCAUGCCUUCUACCAGGUGCACCGCAUCACGGGGAAAACGGUCACCACACCAAGCCAAGAGAGAAAGGUCAAUGGCACCAAAGUCCUGGAGAUCCCUCUAGAGCCCAAGAACAACAUGAAAGCAGUGAUUGACUGUGCUGGCAUCCUAAAGCUGAGAAAUGCUGACAUCGAGCUGAGGACAGGAGAGACAGACAUGGGACGCAAAAACACCUGUGUCCGCCUUGUCUUUCGGGUCCAUAUUCCUCAUCCAGGAGGACAGUAUGUCUGUCUUCAAGUGGCCUCCCUUCCCAUUGAGUGUUCCCAGAGGUCGGCCCACCAGCUUCCCACUGUAGAGCGCCAGGACGUGGAGCGCUGCUCGGUUCUAGGGGGACAGCAGAUGAUACUGACCGGACAGAACCUCACCUCUGAUUCCAAGGUGGUGUUCACAGAAAAGACACCUGAUGGGCUGCAAAUCUGGGAAGCGGAAGCUACAGUAGACCGAGACAAGAGCCAGAAAAGCAUGCUGUUUGUGGAGAUCCCUCCAUAUCGAGAUCCCACCAUUUAUCACGCGGCUAAAGUCAACUUCUAUGUGAUCAACGGGAGGAGGAAACGCAGUCAGGCGCAGCACUUCACCUACACGCCUUUAACGGUUCCUGCCAUUAAAACGGAACCCGUAGAUGACUUCCAGUUCAGCCAGCUGGACUGUGCUGUCUCCCAAAUCCUAGGAAUGUCACCCAAGACCUACCAGCACACCCCCAGUAGCCACCUCAACCCUAAUAGCCAAAUAGUGGCUGGCAUGACAUCCUUGGCAUCCUGCCAGCGUGCGAGCCACCACGACCCCACUGUCACAGUGUCAGCCUAUCAACCACAGGACCCAUCUGUCUAUUGCCCCAGUAAAAGCCGAAGCCUGGGUAGCAGCCCUGUCCUGUAUCAAGAUAUGAACCACCACCCAGUGAUGAUCCACAGUGGCUCCCCAUCUCAGAUGUCCUAUACCCAGCACUACUCCAGCCUAGUGUCCCAACCCUUCCACCCCUCUCACUCAGCCACCAAUCAGCGAGUUGUCAACGUAGCUGUCCCAGUGGCCCAACACCAGCAUGCCACCAUGGUGGGUGAUGGGUACCGGGCUGCAGCUUCAUUAUGGAAGGCUGGUGCCUCGCCAGAGGUCUGUUCCUCAGAAGGCCGGUACCAGGGCUUCAUGCACACGGUGGUGCCUGUCUCGGGCAGGUCUCCACCACGACACAGCCACAUCCUGACCCAGAGAGGUCCAGCCACUACGGGGAGCCAGAGUGGGCCAGUCCGUGGGAAGGUGACGGCCAAGCAAGAAAACCUGAACCAAGCCUAUCUGGAUGAUGACAGCAUCAGAUACAUGGGCGACACAUACUGAGACAGAGG